AUGGCCGCUGUCGAGCAGGAUCCUUUGCUCCUGCUGCGGCAAUCCAUCGCAUCCAAGCGACCUGCAGUCCCAACAGCAUCCGCCGACGCUUCUGCACCCGAGGUGCCCCUCUCGAAAGCCACUCAUUUGCUGUUCUCCCAUCCAGUCCCCGUCUCAGUAUCUCUUUAUACGCCUACACGCUUCAUCUCUAGCGACCGCCCCGUCGACUUACGAUCCAUCUACUUCGCGUGGCUGAAUAAGGAUGUUGCCAUUCCCGAGUACAAUGCAAGUGCGACUCGUCUCAACGAGGAGUUAGGCAGCCUCGGCAAGGUCCAGAAUCUUGCCUUCGUCGAACGUCUGGAUCUGUUCACCUGGUUGGAAGGUGCUAGUGAGGAGAGUGAACACAUCAAGCCUUUGGCUGGCGACAAGGAAGGCAAGGAGGGGGCUGGCGGGAGCGCGUCCAAGACUGCUCCGGCGACGGCGGCGAGCCGAGCUGGACGUGGCACGUUGGACCCCCGACUGGCGGUCAUUUACAAUGGGGAGCGCAAGAUGGGGGACCGCAACUCCGUAUUGCGCGGAGUGAAGCCUACAGACUUCUCCCAUGUCCGUAAACUCGCUGUUCCGUUUGUCCAGAAGAAGCCUCACGGUGCAUCGAGCAUCGGCACAAACCCGUCGCUCCCUAUCAAUCAGAAGCCUCCGACGCGUCGGCCGGAUCCCAUCAUCCUCCUAUCGCCGUCCGCGUCGUCCUUGCUUCGCCUGUCCAAUAUUCGAUCCUUCCUCGAAGGAGGCCGUUAUGUGCAACCUGAUGGCAGCGCCGCUGCCAGCAUGUUGCACGUCUCUCGCAUCAUGAAGGAUAUUGACCCCUCGCGGCCCAUGCGCUUCAUCCUCGUCGAAGGCCCCGAACAGUUCAAGCCCGAGUACUGGAACCGCGUCGUCGCCGUGUUCACUACGGGUCAGUCGUGGCAGUUCAAGAACUAUAAGUGGAGCUCUCCUCCAGACCUGUUCCGCCGCAUACUGGGCAUCUUUAUCGGCUGGCGUGGUGAGCAGCCGCCCGACAGCGUCAAGGAGUGGGGUCACCGUGUGUUGCAACUGGGCGUCGACAGAUGGCGCGACGGUACUGGAGCUCAGGAGGCUGCGAAGUUCAGAGACAAGGAGGCUGCAGAGUCAGUCUGGAGGGCCAUUGAGGCGAACAUGAAGAACAAGGGAUGGACGAAGACCACCGCGCCCACCCAGCUAUAA
This is a messenger RNA of Colletotrichum navitas, 1218 nucleotides long. Its product is annotated as Cdc73 family RNA pol II accessory factor. The coding region runs from base 1 to 1218 and encodes 405 amino acids. The record is from RefSeq and is a predicted model, not a curated record. Lineage: Eukaryota; Fungi; Ascomycota; Sordariomycetes; Glomerellales; Glomerellaceae. The transcript has 2 exons. Gene Ontology annotation, molecular function: RNA polymerase II complex binding. Gene Ontology annotation, biological process: positive regulation of transcription elongation by RNA polymerase II; transcription elongation by RNA polymerase II. Gene Ontology annotation, cellular component: Cdc73/Paf1 complex.